Molecule: messenger RNA, 1368 nt
Organism: Verticillium nonalfalfae
Lineage: Eukaryota; Fungi; Ascomycota; Sordariomycetes; Glomerellales; Plectosphaerellaceae
Exons: 1
Coding region: 1-1368 (455 amino acids)
Cellular component (GO): mitochondrion
Molecular function (GO): FAD binding; sulfide:quinone oxidoreductase activity
Source: RefSeq, a predicted model, not a curated record
AUGUUCAGCAGACGCGCCUUGCGGGCUUCCUCCAGCGUCGCGGGACGCCUGUCGGCUUCCAAAAACACCGCAUCACUUCCUCGCUCCCUCGCCACAGCAGCGGCGCCAGUGACCUCUGCGGACAAUGGCCACAAGGUUGUUGUAGUGGGCGCUGGCACUGCUGGUCUGGCCAUCAGUCAUCAACUUCUUCGGACGGGUCAAUUUUCGCCAGACGACAUUGCCAUUGUCGACCCUGCCGAGUGGCACCACUACCAGCCCGGCUGGACUCUUGUCGGUGGUGGCCUCAAGUCGAAGCAGGACCUCCGAAGACGCCUGUCCGAUCUCAUCGACCCCAAGCUGAAGUUCUACAACAACGGCGUGGGCUCAUUUUCUCCCGAGAGCAACUCUCUCACUCUACAGGAUGGCCGCACCCUGAGCUACGACCAGCUGGUUGUGGCCUCCGGUGUCAGCGUCGACUUUGGCAGCGUCAAGGGUCUUCCCGAGGCGCUCGCUAACCCAGACGCUCCCGUCUCAUCCAUCUACGGCUACGACAGCUGCGACAAGGUCUUCCCCUCUGUUCAGAAACUCCAGAAGGGCGCCGCCAUCUUCACACAACCCGCUGGCGUCAUCAAGUGCGCCGGCGCCCCCCAGAAGGUCAUGUGGCUCGCCCUCGACCACUGGAAGCAGGUUGGGCUCUACGACCCGAGCAACCCCCCUUCGUCCGCCAUCAAGAUCAGCUUCGCCAGCGGCCUCGGCGGCAUGUUCGCCGUGCCCAAGUACGCCGCGGCGCUCGAGGCCCUCCGCCAGGAGAGGAACGUCGAGGGACUCUUCCUGCACGACCUCGUCGCCAUUGACGGCAACACAGCCACCUUUGCCCGCCCCGACGGCCAGGACCAGGUCAAGAAGCACUUUGACUUCCUGCACGUCACACCUAAGAUGGGCCCCCACGCCUUUGUCAAGGACAGCACGCUCGCCAAUGGCGCCGGCUACGUUGAUGUCGACGACGGCACGACCCAGCACAAGAAGUUCCCCAAUAUCUGGUCUGCCGGCGACGUCUCUAGCUUGCCAACGUCCAAAACGGCUGCCGCCAUUACGGCUGAGGCUCCCGUUCUGGUGCGCAAUCUGCUCCAGGUCACCGAGGGCAAGGCGCCCGACGCCAUCUACGACGGUUACACGUCAUGCCCUCUCACGACCGAAUACGGCAAGGUCCUGUUGGCUGAAUUCAAGUACGGCGGCCAGCCGAAGGAGACGUUUGGCGACCUCAUUGGCUUCGACCAGGCUAUCCCGCGUCGCGCUUUUUACCACCUCAAGAAGGACUUCUUCCCGUGGGUAUACUUCAACAACAUGGUCAACGGCACCUGGGGCGGGCCGAAAGGUUUCCUCAACUAA